AUGAAGACUAGUCAUGUGUGUGCUGAACGAGCCAGGGAGCGCAAGCAGCAACGCCAAGCCAAGUGUUAUAACCGCAAGGCUACAGCGAAGGACAUCGAGGCGCAGCUUGAACAUGAAGGUACGGACGAAUUCGGGAAAGAUAUCGCGACGGCAGGCGCGGCUACUGUAGCAACGGCGGCUCCAGUAUACACAGCAGUUGCGACAGGAAGCCGAAAGCGAGAAGCACGAACCACGGCGAGUCAGGAACCACGACUCGACUCGAACAUCAAGAUGGUGGAUAUACGACGACGAAAGCGGCGCAACGAGGCAGGACAAUAUGUCCUUGAUUUCGAGCUACGGCCGUUUGUGGAGCUGGAUCCGGUCGGGCAGGAACCAAUGGAGGCAAAGACGUUGGCCAGCGCUGGGUCUCGACCAGAGAAUACGAUGCAUUGUUCGAAGCCGACAGAGUCGUGGAAGACUCUGUAUCUGGAGAAGGCGUGUAACAGGGCAGUGGCUCGGAAGUGCCGAAGUGUAGGACGAAGUGAGGUGGGUGAGCAGCUGCGGACUGGCGUGCGGCCAAAGAAGAUUGGCUGCGCCAGGAUCGUGCGAGCUAUGUGGCGUGCGGCCAAAAUGAAAACCGGCGGCGCCAAGUGGAAGAGAGCUCAGUUCGGAAUUGGCGGUGUCGAGCACAACCAGCUCGAAGAUCGCGGGUGCACGGGAGACACCAGCGACGCGACAGAGCCGUACGACAGAGUGCGGUACUAA
Messenger RNA from Phytophthora infestans T30-4, 744 nucleotides. RefSeq lists its product as uncharacterized. The record is from RefSeq and is a predicted model, not a curated record. The transcript has 3 exons. The coding region runs from base 1 to 744 and encodes 247 amino acids. Lineage: Eukaryota; Oomycota; Peronosporomycetes; Peronosporales; Peronosporaceae.